Sphenostylis stenocarpa is the source of this 1356-nucleotide messenger RNA. Lineage: Eukaryota; Viridiplantae; Streptophyta; Magnoliopsida; Fabales; Fabaceae. The record is from the annotation of a GenBank genome assembly.
AUGGCUCCAAACAAGCUCAAUUCCUCGGAUCAGCGUCCAGUAGGAUUGCCUGCUGAGAAUGGUUUUGUCAAUUCCUUUUCUCUAUUCCCUGAGAAAGCAGUGCAAGAGAUACUUCAAUCUCCUAUCCAGGGAUCGGAUGACCAUCUUAUAGAGUUUUCUGAAGCUUUAAGAACUGUUGCAAAGGCUCUAAGGCAAGUUGCUGAAGGGAAAGCUUCUGCUCAAGCUGAGGCUGCCGAAUGGAAACGUAAAUAUGAGCUGGAGAGGGAUCGGAAUGGGAAGUUUGAACAUGCAGAAAAAUCAUGUCUUGAGCACCAGGUUGGUCUUGAUGAUGUGAGGAUAAAGAGCCCUGCCAAACAACCUACGUCGUGCAAUGGAGCUAAUGGACAAUCUGAAAAAUGUUGUUCGAGGAAUGGUAUUUGCUCCCAUGAGGUUCUUAAGGAUGGAACACCCAGUUCUGAUUCGAAGAUAGUCAAAAAGGCUUCAUUUAAACUUUCAUGGUUCUGCAAAGGUGAGCAAAGUGACCAGUACAAACAUGACAUUGUCUCUUUUGAAAGAGGAAAUAUAACCACUGCAGAGCGCAGUAGUAAGCAGGAAGUUUUGAUGUUGCACACAAAGGUUGACCUCGUGGUAACUCUUGGUGGAGAUGGCACUGUCCUAUGGGCAGCAUCUAUGUUCAAAGGGCCAGUGCCUCCUAUUGUUCCUUUUUCUUUAGGGUCUCUUGGCUUUAUGACCCCUUUCUAUAGUGAACAUUACAAGGAAUGCCUGGAAUCAGUUUUAAAGGGCCCCAUUAGUAUCACAUUACGGCAUCGUUUGCAAUGUCAUGUAAUACGAGAAGCAGCUAAAAAUGAAUAUGAAACUGAAGAACCUAUGCUUGUUCUAAAUGAGGUUACAAUUGAUCGUGGAAUAUCUUCUUUCCUCACAAAUUUGGAAUGUUACUGUGACAACUCCUUCGUCACGUGUGUGCAAGGGGAUGGAUUAAUUUUAUCCACUACGUCUGGCAGUACAGCAUAUUCUUUAGCAGCUGGAGGUUCGAUGGUCCAUCCACAGGUUCCAGGUAUUUUAUUCACACCAAUAUGUCCACAUUCCCUAUCAUUUAGGCCAUUGAUAUUUCCGGAGCAUGUGACUUUGAGGGUGCAAGUACCAUUCAACAGCAGAAGCCCUGCAUGGGCAUCAUUUGAUGGGAAGGACAGGAAGCAGUUAGCACCUGGAGAUGCACUGGUGUGCAGCAUGGCCCCCUGGCCUGUUCCUACGGCAUGUCUGGUUGAUUCUACGAAUGACUUCUUGCGCAGCAUUCAUGAAGGCCUCCAUUGGAAUUUGAGAAAGACACAAUCAUUUGAUGGCCCUCGGGAAACUUGA